AUAUUGAAGACUUCCAUCACCUGAUAUUUUAAACUCCUUUUCAGUGACGAUGGCUACUACAUCCGCUCAACGACAUCGAUGGACGUAUGAUGUCUUUGUAAGCUUUAGAGGUGAAGAUAUCCGUAAAAGCUUUAUGGACCAUCUCUUUAAGGAUUUUGGACAAAAGGGAAUUCAUGCGUUUAGAGAUGAUAAGGAUCUCAACUUAGGUGAAAAGAUAUCUCCUAAUCUCGAUAAAGUCAUUGAAGAAUCGAGAUUUUUGAUAGUUAUCUUCUCGAAAAAUUAUGCAUCUUCAUCAUGGUGUUUGAGGGAACUUGUAAAAAUCCUCAAGUGCAUGGAGACAGGAGAGCACAAACAUGAGGUUCGAAUAAUCUUUUUCGACGUGAAGCCUGAUGCGGUGAGGAAACAGACUAGGAGCUUUGCAGAAGCGUUUGCCAAACAUGAAAUUUCAAAUAGAACAGAGGUUGCUAAAUGGAAAGAAGCUUUAUUCAUGGCUGCCAACUUAUCUGGAUGGGAUCUCCAAGACAUGGCAAAUGGGUUUGAGUCCAAAUUCAUUGAUAGCAUAUCCAAAGAAAUCCUCAAAGCAUUAUGUCAUGAACCUUUGCAUGUUGGCGAGAACCUUGUAGGAGUGGAUGCUUGUGUAAAUGAAAUGAACUUGUUGCGGUUUGUUGGGUCAGGUAACGUGCACAUGAUAGGGAUUUGUGGUAUUAGCGGAAUAGGAAAGACAACCCUUGCCAAAGCUAUUUAUAACUCGAUGAGUAUCCACUUUGAGGAAUGUAGCUUUUGUGAAGAUGUCCAAGAAGUGGCAAAACAACAAGGUCUAACUCAAGUCCAAAUGCAACUAAUUGGUAAAAUCAUGAAAACAAGAGUUGUAGAGAUAUCAAGUGUUAGUGAAGGAAUUAUGGUCAUAAAGGAGAGGAUGCCAACAAAGCCGAUCCUACUUGUUCUAGAUGAUGUGGAUCACCGCGAUCAGUUAGAAGCACUCGCCGGUUCACCUAAUUGGUUUUUUCCAGGAAGUUUUAUUAUUUUCACAGGUGAAGACAAACAAUUGUUAUGGUCUCAUAAAGUGGAUGAAAUUUAUGAAAUGCCAACUUUACCUGAUUAUAAAGCUUUGGAGCUUUUCAGUAUGUAUGCUUUUGGCCAACACCAUCCUAUAAAGGAUUUCGAGGGGCUCUCUUACCAAGUUGUGAAGUGUUUGCAAGGGCACCCUUUGGCUCUUAAAGUUUUGGGUUGUUGUUUGUAUGACAAGCCUAGAUGUGUAUGGCUAAGCGAAGUGGAUAGACUCCAAAAAUAUCCUAAUACGGAGAUACAACAAAAGCUUCAACCAAGUUUCGAUGGGCUAGACUACAGCCAAAAAAGAAUCUUUCUUGACAUCGCAUGCUCAUUCAUAGGGGAAAAUAAAGAUUUUACGGCUAGUGUACUAGACAAUGCUGAUUGUUUUGUAUAUGCUGACAUGGAAGCAAUAGAAGCAGUAGAAGUUCUCGCCCUUUUUCUAGAGGAAUCUACACAGAACGUUCACAUAGAAGGUGAUGCCUUUGAAGAUAUGAAAAAUCUACGUAUACUAAAAAUUUGUGAUACGGAACUCGGAAACCUUUGCCAUCCAUUUAAAUUAAAGCUAUGGAAGGAGUCUAAGGUGAAUUAUUCUGGAAGGUUGAAAUCUUUAUCAAAUAAGCUAAGGUUACUAUAUUGGCAUGGAUGCCCUUUCGAGUUCCCUUCAAGUUUUUAUCCAGAAAACAUUGUGGCCAUUGACUUGUCUUACAGCUACUUAAGAACUCUUUGGACAACAUCUAUGUGUUUUGGAAGGUUGAAAGUCAUGAAUCUAAGGCAUUGUCGUAACCUAACAAGUACCCCCGAUUUCACUGGGAUUACAAAUCUCAAAGAGCUAAUUCUUGAAGGCUGUGUGAAUUUGGUUAAAGUCCAUCCGUCUUUUGGAAUUCUCAAGAGGCUUGUUGUUCUAAAUAUGAGAGGUUGCAAACGUUUUAGGAGAUUCCCCUGCAAAGUCGAAAUGGAUUCUCUUGAAGUAAUGAAUCUCUCUGGUUGCUCAAAAGUGCACAAACUUCCUGAAUUCUUUCGCACAAUCCAGAUUUUAAGGGAGGUUUGUGUUGAUGGAACCUCCAUAAUGGAGCUUCCUUCUUUUAUAUUCUCUCAAUGCAACCUUCAAGUAUUGAAAUUUGGCCGGCUUGAAGAAAACCGAUCUAGAUGGUGGACUUCAAUUUCUCAACCUUCAUGGUUACCAAGUAAGAUGCAACAUCCCCAACGUCCGGUAAUGACUUCAUUAGCAGGUUUACGUUUCUUACAAGAAUUAGAUCUUAGCUAUUGCAAUAUAUUGGAAGUGUCUGAUAGCAUUGGAGGCUUAUCAUGUCUAGAAUCUCUAUAUCUUAGCCACAACAAUAUAAUGGAAGUGUCUGAUAGCAUUGGACGCUUAUCAUGUUUACAAAUUCUGUCCUUGGAUGGGAACAACUUUACUAACCUUCCAAGUGGAUGUUUGAGUCAACUUUCUCGUCUUCAAUUUCUUGGACUUUCUGAUUGCAAGGAGCUGGAAGUGUUGCCGGAACUUCCACCUAACCUUUUGAGUCUUGAUGCAAGGGAUUGCACCUCCUUACAGGGACCACCCAGUUAUAAUAAUCACUUAUCCUUGUCCACGCAUUUUAACGGUUGUCGAAAAUUGUUUAGGAAUCUUAGCAUUGAAAGGCAGGUUUGUAUGUCGCAGCCUCAACCUUAUCUCAACUCAUCUAUAACCUCCCAUUCUUGUAGAAACCGGUUUUCUUCUUUGAUUCAAUACAUGAAGUUCCCGAGUAACACGUGUGAAAUCUUCAAGGCACAAGAAACACAUGACAUUGGUCGUGACACUAUCAAUAUGGUAUAUCAUGGAAAUAGUAUUCCCCAAUGGUUUACAAAUCAAAGUAUGGGAAAUAGUGUAAAAGUCGAACUGCCUCCAGAUUGGUGCUACAAUAAGUUUAGGGGAUAUGGAAUCUGCGUUGUUUUCACACCCAAGAAGUCUUAUGGGAGUAAAGAUUACUACUAUACACCAAAGUAUUAUGUGAACAACUUUGAUGGGAGUUCUUUGGUUGAACGUUAUCCUUAUAUCUAUGAUUGCAUUGGAAUCCCUAAAUCAGAUAUCAUAUGGUUUCGUUUUACAAUAAACGGAAGUCAGAAAUGGAUGAAAGCAAACAAUUUUGUUACUUUUUCAUUUGAAGACAAUGAUGAUUUUGAGGUGAAAGAGUGUGGCAUAAGACUUGUUUUUGAUGAAGAUAUACAAGGAGACGAAACGAAUUUAAGUAUCACUCGGGACCUCCCAACUCCAACACAAGAUGGAGGUGACAUCCACUUAUGGAGGAAUGCUCGAUAUACUUGUUGGUCAUGGUAG
Molecule: messenger RNA, 3364 nt
Organism: Cynara cardunculus var. scolymus (artichoke)
Lineage: Eukaryota; Viridiplantae; Streptophyta; Magnoliopsida; Asterales; Asteraceae
Product: TMV resistance protein N-like
Exons: 5
Coding region: 50-3364 (1104 amino acids)
Biological process (GO): defense response; signal transduction
Molecular function (GO): protein binding; ADP binding
Source: RefSeq, a predicted model, not a curated record